AGUUUAGUUUUAGGCGCUCGACGUGACGGGUUAACGAGGUGUCAAAGGAAACGCAUUCUCCACCCUCUCACAAUAAAAGAAAAAACAAUCAAUAUAUCGCAUUUAAAGCUGCAAAUUUUUCGUGCUUUAGUGAUCUUUUCGGAUCUUUGAGACUGAAAAAAAAAGAUUUUAUUUUUUUAAUUUAAAGUUUUGGUGUGAAUUAUCGAUCUUUUUUUUGGGAUUGAGUUGAAAAAAAAAGACCGUGCAAAGAUCACGUAAAAGCGACGGGAUAAGUUUAUUUUUUUGGUGAUCGCGAGUGCUGAUCUUCCGCCACUCUUGAUCAUUUCCCACGAAAUGUGCAUCGCAGUGUCGCAGUGAAUGGAUUAAUUCCGCCACCGACAAGAUCGCUAUGGAGGAUCUUAAUGAUCCCCACAAGUAAUUUGAGUGUGUGAAGCUCUUGUUGUGUCUCUUAAUGGAUUACCUCGAGGAUUUUUGGAUUAUUCACUCAACAAUCACAACAAAUUAUCUGAGAUUUGGUGUAGAUGGGUGAUAGUAAAAACGUGUUUUAUGAUUUGCUGUGUGUGGUGUUUUUAUCGCCGUUGUGCCCCCCAAAAAAGGAAAAUCCGACGCGUAAUCCCCCCCAAAUGUUAAAACAACGAAAAACAUCAGAGUGAUUUCAAUAAAUCAUAUAUGGGAUAUUCUUUUGAUUAAUUGACGAGAAAAAUUCCUGUGGUGGAUUUUUUUUAAAGUGAAAACAAAGAAGGAGAACAGUUUAAGUGUCGAAAAUUCCUCAUAAGUCGCACACCAAUUAAUUUCCGCACGGGGAUUAGCCGGGGAAUCAAUCAACCGUCGGCAUGCUGAUCGCGAUCAUUAGUGAUCUUCACAAGGAAUCACACCCUUGAUCGUUUAAGCUUUUGUGCUUUGUUCGUGUUUUUUUUUUCAUUUGUUUGUUUGUUUGGUUUCCGUGAGCUUAAGAUCUUGCCGUGGGAUCGUGCAUUUGGCACCCCCUUUGCAACACAACAUGUCCCCCAUUAGACUGUCGAUCACCACAAUGAGGAUCGUGGUGCUGAUGAUUUUUGUUCAGCUGGCGGAUGCUUGCGGUCCUGGCCGAGGGAUCGGUGGCCAGCGUCGUGGGCGGAAGUUGACGCCACUCGUGUUCAAGGAGCACGUCCCGAAUGUGUCAGAAAACACCCUCGGAGCCUCAGGGCUGGCCGAGGGAGCGAUCACGCGUGAUGAUGAUCGCUUCAGAGACUUGGUGCCAAAUUACAAUCGCGACAUUAUCUUUAAGGACGACGAGGGAACAGGAGCAGAUCGUCUAAUGACACAGCGCUGCAAGGAGAAACUCAACACCUUGGCGUGGUCUGUGAUGAAUCAGUGGCCAGGAGUAAAACUGAGAGUGACCGAGGCAUGGGCCGAGGAGCGACUUCAUGGUCACGAAUCGCUGCACUACGAGGGCAGGGCUGUGGACAUCACGACGUCCGAUAAGGAUAAGAGCAAGUACGGCAUGCUGGCACGAUUAGCUGUGGAAGCGGGGUUUGACUGGGUCUUCUACGAGAGUCGAGGCUACAUUCAUUGUUCUGUAAAGUCAGACUCAUCGCAGGCAUCCUACACUUCAGGCUGCUUUACAGCAUCCAGCACAGUAGUCACGGAGUCCGGAGAACGACGCAGACUAUCUGAUCUGAGGAUAGGCGAACGUGUCCUGAGCAUAGAUGAGGACGGUCGACCUGCUUUCAGUGAAGUUAUGCUGUUUCUUGACCGAAAUGCCGACGAAGAGCGGCAAUUCGUGCACAUUGAGGCAGAUGGCAACACCCACCUCUCAGUCACCCCCAGCCAUCUCCUGAUGAGCGUAGAUAGCGUGGGUUCGAGGAGUUUUGUCUUUGCUGACAGCAUUGAGGAGGGGGACCUGCUACUCGUUGCCGUGAAUGGUACGACGCUGGUACCGCGACGAGUACUUCGAGUUUCCGUGGCCGUGUCUCGAGGGGUCUUUGCACCACUCACGCGACACGGCACAGUCAUCGUAGACUCCGUAGCAGCUUCGUGCUACGCUCUAGUCGAAAGUCAGUCAGUGGCCCACUGGAGCUUCCUUCCUGUGCGUGCUGCCACGACCAUCAGCAGGUGGUUCAGUGCCACAAAAGUGCCAGAAGCGUCGCGCCAAAAUGGCAUCCAUUGGUACGCGAAAGCUCUCUAUGCCAUCAAGGACUACGUGCUUCCCGCCAAAUUGCUCCAUCACUGAGGCUUCGUACGCGCAUAGCUAUGUCUCUUCGGCUCACCAAAAUGCUUCAAAGAAAACAAGGAAAAAACCACCAAGAGAGACAAUAAAUCACAUUCUGUGUGUCUGAAUGACUCAAGUGUAAAAGGGCAAAAAGACGAUACUUUUUAACAAGUUUUAAAAUAAUUUAUGCAAUUCUCACGCCGGCCAGUGACGAGUUUGAUGGACAUUUUAAUGAAAUCAUAAACAAAAGGUGAUAUAGAUUUUCUUCUGUGUAAUUAAAUUUAUGUAAUUUAUCACUCUUUAUUUUAUAUUAUACAAAAAAAAAACAAAACAAGAUUAUAAACACGCGUAAGGUUACAUCUGUAAAUACGACGUCAUAAAAUUUAGGAAAAUUAUUCGAAAUGAAAAGGAGAGAAUAGUCGAUUUUUAAUUAAUUAAAAAAAAGAAAUACCACUGCUAGAGAGAAAGAGAAGACAUAUUUAAAUAUUUAAUGUUUUUCUAAUAAAUGUAAAAAUAAAAAACUGUCCAAACAUGGAGGUAUAAUGCAAAA
Molecule: messenger RNA, 2741 nt
Organism: Lutzomyia longipalpis
Lineage: Eukaryota; Metazoa; Arthropoda; Insecta; Diptera; Psychodidae
Gene: hh
Product: protein hedgehog
Exons: 3
Coding region: 1001-2212 (403 amino acids)
Biological process (GO): regulation of gene expression; smoothened signaling pathway; cell-cell signaling
Molecular function (GO): patched binding; calcium ion binding
Source: RefSeq, a predicted model, not a curated record